AUGCUGAAAAAGGAAUUUGAAAUGAAAUUUCUUGGACCAGCCAAGAGGAUUCUUGGCAUGGAAAUUACAAGGACAAUGGAAGAUAGACAUUUGUCACUAUCCCAGUCUGAGUAUGUCAAAAAGGUUAUAAGAAUCUUUGAGAUGCAUUUGUCCAAGCUUGUUAGCACUCCAUUAGGUGCUCAUUUUAGGCUCAAAUCUGUUUCUGGAGAAUUAUCUCCUGAAGAAACACAAUACAUGUCAUUUGUUCCCUAUUCUAAUGUUGUUGGGUGUCUAAUGUAUGCUAUGAUUGGCACAAGGCCAGACAUAGCAUAUGGAGUUAGCAUGAUAAGCAGGUUUAUGAGUAAACCUUGCAAAGAGCAUUGGAGUGCAGUUAAAUGGUUACUUAGAUACUUUAAUGGAUCUAUCAAUUGCUGUUUAAAUUUUUCUGCAUUUGACUCUAAUGAUUUUAAUAUUGUUGGAUAUUGUGACUCUGAUUAUGCUACUGAUCUUGAUAAACGUAGAUCACUAACUGGUUUUGUGUUUACUGUGGGAGGUAAUGUGGUGAGCUGUAAAUGCAAUCUUCAGCACAUAGUGGCAUUAUCAACAACUGAGGAUGAAUAUGUGGUAUUGACUAAAGCUGUCAAGGAAGCCAUAUGGUUAAAAGCUGAAGUUGGACUUUUGUACAUUAAGAAACACAUCCAAAAUGUCAACUUUUUGGUGUGA
Messenger RNA from Gastrolobium bilobum, 702 nucleotides. Its product is annotated as secreted RxLR effector protein 161-like. The transcript has 2 exons. The coding region runs from base 1 to 702 and encodes 233 amino acids. NCBI's taxonomy places the organism in Eukaryota, Viridiplantae, Streptophyta, Magnoliopsida, Fabales, Fabaceae. The record is from RefSeq and is a predicted model, not a curated record.